This is a messenger RNA of Paramisgurnus dabryanus, 2594 nucleotides long. Lineage: Eukaryota; Metazoa; Chordata; Actinopteri; Cypriniformes; Cobitidae. The record is from RefSeq and is a predicted model, not a curated record.
CACGCCCCUUUAGGUUUUGGGGAUGUAAACAACGCAUAUCCGGCGAGAUUUCACGGGAUUUUGACCGUGGCUGUAUCCCUUCUAGUCACAACCCAUCGAUGCCGUUUUUCAAUCCGUAGGUCGCAUUUAAAUGCUGCAUACGUCAUCAAGACUGUCUUAUUUCAGCUAAUUAACAAUUAUAAAGUUGACUAUUAUUCUUAGUUAAUCGUAAAUUGUUGUAAUAUGCUUGCCAUUCGCAAGAAUUGAGAAACGGCCCGAAUGUGCUUACCGUAUCGAUACUAGAAUGUGACGUGUAAAACACUGCAGAUCACUGAUUGGUCAAGAAGAAUUGUCACUACAAGCGUCAUUGGAUUUGCGACACCACACACCCGCAAGAUUCAAAUACAAAAAUAUUUAGCAGUCGCAGAAUCGUUUGGUGGGACGGAUUUUAAAUGGCUGUAUCGUGGUGGUCGGUAGACGAGAUACAGACGUUCCUCUCGUUCUUGACCAAGGAGCGGAUCCAGCGAGAGCUAACUGGGGCGACGCGGAAUGAAAGAGUUUUUAAGGAAGUCGCUCAGCUCUUGGUUGCACAUGGCUACCACCGUACACACAAUCAGUGUAGGGAAAAGUUAAAAAAACUAAGAUGCCACUACAGAACCAUAAAGGACCACAACAGCCGGAGUGCUUCUAACAAAAAAACGUGGAAGUGGUUCGACCAAAUGGACGCUAUCUACGGAGAUAGACCGAGGAGCGAUGAGAGGGAGGGUGCCAUGGACAUGGACUCUUUCACGGUGGUUUUGGAGAACACGGUGAAAAAGGAGGACGGGUCCCCACCAGCACGACCGCAAACACCAACAACCCCCAAGACAAACAUUAAACUGGAGCAUGUCAGCACAGAUUCAUCUCCUACAGUUGAUUCUUUAGCACUUUCUCCAUGCAGUGACGCCAUUACUUCCCAACUCGUGCUAGCAGCGUCACCACCAGCACAAACGCCAACACCUCCUAGGAAAAGCAUUAAACGGAGACAUCCAAGCAUCGUCAAGAAACGGAAACGGAGCCUGCAUCAGAAGCAUUUUGCUGUUUUAAGAGAGAUGCAGUUGGCUGAUACUCAAUUGCUGGAGCUGAGAGAGCGACAUUUCCAGAUGAUGAUCGAUGAGGCCCGGGAGAUGCGCGAGCAGGAAGCUGCCUUAAGGAGGGAGGAGAGUGCACAAAUGGCUGUGUUCAAUCAAGCCUUCCUCAACAUCAUGGAUAAGCUUGUACAGGUGAUGAGUGGCCAGCGAGAGCAGACGAAAUGGACCCUGCACCACCAGGAUCACCUUGAUGUUUUAAAAGAAAUGCAGGCGACUGAUGAUCAACAGCAAGAACUGAACCGGGCGCAAAGAGAGCGUCAUUUCCAGAUGGAAAUCGAUGAGGCUCGGCAAAUGAGGGAGCAGGAAGCAGCCUUAAGGAAGGAGGAAAAUGCACAAAUGGCUGCAUCCAAUCAAGCCUUCCUUGGUGUCAUGGAGAAGCUUGUGCAGGCAAUAAGUGGCCAGCGAGAACAUAACUACGUGCCAGAAUAGAAAACUGCCUCUUACAUACUUUUUAAUUUUUAAGUAAUUCUGCCUGUGACAUAUUUUGCCACAUCCCUCAUCCACCCCAUCACCUCACUCUUAGCUGGUUUCUUUCCCAGUUAAAGAGAAGGAAAGCACUGUAGCUUCGGGCAAAAAUUCUAAGCUCGGGGCCCUCCCCUCGGACAGUACGCCAAAUAAGCUUUAUCAUAUUUGAUUACAGGUUAAUGCAAAUUUGCAAACAAAUUUGUGUUUUAUACUAUAUACAUAUUUGCACAUUGUUUAAAGUUUGCUUAGCCUACACUUUUAAGUUGUUGUAUUCAUAUAUUCCUUAUGUAUAUAUUAUGUAUAUUGCACUACAUACAUUUGCACAUUUGUUAAAGUUUGCCUUUGUGUUUUUCUUAAAUAAAAAUACACCGGUCAAACAUGUAAUCUAUGAUUUAAUAUUUCAUAAGCAUAUGAUUUACUACCUGAUACGUGUAAAUGAUUAAUAGAAUAUAAUGAUAAAGCCUGUUUAAAGCCCCCUAACCUAAAAAAUGCACUUUUAAAUGUGUUUUCUAGCAGAAAACGAGUCUGCAGAAACAUCCUGUUAGUUAUACAAAUCCAUCUAUUUUCCUUGCGUGAUCUCCUUUAAACCGCAACACUCACACAAAACAAUGUGAUGUCACAAUGAUUACGCCCCAACCAUACCCGCUCACAGACUCUGCCUUAUGAGCUCGUAGUUCAAUCUUCUGCCAGAGACACAUGUUUUGAUAUAGUCCAAAGCACAUGUGUGAGCGAACGAAGGGGAACAGAAGCUUUCUUUGCAUUUAAAGAAACACACACAAAAAAGCGCAUUUUUCAUUGCAGCCACAAAUGGCCAUGUUCAACAUCAUAUAAUGAAAGAUCUGUGGUGUAUUUUGAGUUGAAACCUUACAGACACAUUCUGCAGAAACUAGAAUGUGUCUGUAAAGGUUCAACUAUAACAAUAAAUCUAUUAUCCAACCUGAUUUAAAGCAGUACUAAACUGCAGUGGAAGUGUGCCGAGUCUAGUCGAUGCAUUGGAAAAGCGCCAGGAGACAAACAGAC